This is a messenger RNA of Erythranthe guttata (spotted monkey flower), 2849 nucleotides long. Its product is annotated as phosphate transporter PHO1 homolog 10. The record is from RefSeq and is a predicted model, not a curated record. Gene Ontology annotation, cellular component: Golgi apparatus; cytoplasm; plasma membrane. Lineage: Eukaryota; Viridiplantae; Streptophyta; Magnoliopsida; Lamiales; Phrymaceae. Gene Ontology annotation, biological process: phosphate ion transport; cellular response to phosphate starvation. Gene Ontology annotation, molecular function: phosphate transmembrane transporter activity; inositol hexakisphosphate binding.
AAUAAUAAAAUAGACAGACUGAGUGACGACUGUACGAUAGCGUGUCAAUACACGGUGGGACGCAAGGUGCCCUACUAAAUCUAAAAUCCGAGUCAUCACACAAGUAUUUAUCCCCUGCUCUCUCACCCACCUUAAGCAAGCCAUGCACUUUCGGCAAACCGCACCAUUAAAUAUCGUGAAGCUCUGUAAUUCGUCCACGUGUCGACACUUUGGGUAGUCUGUACUGCAGGCAAUCCUUUUCUUCACCUCACGGAAAAAGCGGUUUGUUUUUCUGGGGAGUAGCAAAUUAGCAGCAACAGUCAGUACUUGUGCAGAUUUGUUUUCACAUAAAACCAUUUAUCAUCUCCCAAAAGUAUAUCCGCUGCCAUUUCCCCCAAUCAACUUUUAAAGUUCCACCAGAGGCAGGGGAAGGAUAAAGACAGACUCGAAAGUAGUUGUUAAAUAGGAAGGCAAAUAUGAAGUUUGGAAAAAAUCUUAAGAAACAUAAGGUACCUGAGUGGACAGAGGCCUAUGUUGACUACAACGGACUCAAAAAAAUAUUACAAGAGAUUCGAAAUUUCAGACGAAACAAGCCAAAUACAGUCGGUGAUUCCCCGAAGAGGUUAUCAAUGUUCAGGGAAUUUUCUGCUUUAACUCGACAUGACGACAAUCUCAAGAAUCAAGUGGAUAUUGAGAAUCCAGUAAUAUCUGUUCACACCGUGCAACAAGAGAACUCCAGAAAGUUAUACAACACCAAGUUGCUCUUGUCCCCUGAAGAAGGAGAAAGCGAAGAGAACGAGAGAAUAUUUUUCGAAAAACUUGAUAACGAGCUCAACAAGACCAAUGAUUUUUAUAAGGACAAGGUAGAAGAAGUGAUGAAGGAAGCCGCUUUGCUCAAAAGACAAUUGGAGGCUUUGGUUGCAUUGAGAAUCAAGGUCACAAACCAAAGCUGUGUGGCCCCGUCGAAGAUUAAAUCUCCUGUCAGAUCAGACACUGUCGAAGUGGACUCGAGCUGUCAAGUUCAGCGCGCUGAUAGUGUAGCUAAAGGCAAUAUUCCUCCCACUGAAAAUUCUGUAGAUACCGUAACAGAUCAAGAGAAUAUCGAUGAACAAAACCGUUCUCAUAUAGACAUCCUUGAUCGUAUAAAGAUUUCAAAGACAUUCGACAGUCCAAUUUCAACAAUUAAAGGAGUUCUCAAAGACUCCAGAGGAAACGGUUUGAGUUACAACAAAGAAGAACUGAAAGAAGUUGAAGAAAAGUUGAAGGUUGCAUUUGUCGAGUUCUAUCAAAAGCUUAGCCAUUUAAAGAGUUACAGCUUCAUGAAUCUCUCUGCCUUCCUGAAGAUCCUGAAGAAAUAUGAAAAGAUAACUUCAAGGAGAGUUGCGAGCUUAUACAUGAAAAUUGUGGAUAACUCGUAUCUUGGAAGCUCGGAUGAGGUCAUCAGUCUCAUGGAAAGGGUAGAGGCGGUCUUCAUCAAAAACUUUUUGAAUUCUAACCGCCGGGAAGGCAUGAAAUUGCUGAGGCCAAAACAGAAGAUAGAAAAACACCGUGUAACAUUCUUAUCGGGUUUCUUUUCUGGUUGUUCGAUCUCUCUACUAGUUGCUGUUAUUCUACUUAUUGAAGAUCGGAAAUUGAUGCAUAAAAAGGGGGCGACUUCAUACAUGUAUACUAUCUUCCCACUGUAUAGCUUCUAUACAUAUAUAGUUCUUCACAUGCUUGUGUAUGCUGCAAACAUAUAUUUUUGGAGGCGUUACAAAAUCAACUACCCGUUCAUAUUUGGAUUCAAACAGGGGACCGAGUUAGGCUACCGAGAUAUUUUUCUCCUCAGCAAUUGUCUUGCAGUGGCUGCCCUUGCCACUUUCCUAGUACACUUGCACGUAAAGAUGGACUCGAAAAGUCAACAUUAUGAAACUUAUGUUGAACUUCUCCCUUUAGGCUUGAUCAUUGUUCUUGUUGCUAUUACAUUUUGCCCCUUUAAUAUAAUCUAUCGUUCGAGUCGUUUCUUCCUUAUAAAGUGCGGCCUUCGUUGUGUUUGUGCUCCUCUUUAUAAGGUUACACUGCCUGACUUUUUCUUGGCAGACCAAUUUACUAGCCAGGUACAGGCAAUAAGGAGCUUUGAGUACUACAUUUGCUUCUACGGCGGGGGAAAGUUUUCUCGAAGGUUGAGCAAUUGCAACAGUCAUGAUGUCUAUAAUGUCUUUUAUUUUGUUGUUGCGGUUAUACCAUAUUGGUUUCGCUUUCUCCAGUGUGUUCGUCGGUUGUUGGAAGAAAGAGAUAUCGCUCAUGCAUACAACGGUUUGAGAUAUUUCGGUACAGUUGUUGCUGUUGUCAUUAGAACAGCUUAUGAACUGAGAAAGGGAACAUUAUGGAAAGUAUUAGCUUUGGUAAGCUCAGUUAUUGCUACUAUAGCAAAUACAUACUGGGAUAUUUUUGUUGACUGGGGACUUCUUCAAAGAAAGUCGAAAAACCCGUUUCUGAGAGAUAAACUUCUCGUCUCCCACAAAAACGUCUACUUUGCAGCUAUGGUUUUGGAUGUUGUUCUGAGAUUCGCUUGGCUACAAGUCGUCUUGACAUUCGAUGUACAUUCAUUACAAGGAAAGACAAUAGCAACAAUCUUUUCAUGCCUCGAAAUCCUUCGGCGUGGCUUAUGGAACUUCUUCAGGUUGGAGAAUGAACACUUGAACAAUGUUGGCAAGUACCGAGCGUUCAAGUCGAUGCCGCUUCCUUUUACUUACUACGAUAAUGAAGAUGAUGACGAUGAUGAUGAUGGUGUCAUCGAUAAGGAUGACUAAGUCAUCACUGCAUAUUCUUCCUGAAAAUAAUAUGGAGAAUUUUGUUUCCAAUUUUAUGGAAUUCAGUCUUCUUUUUUA